AGUGGGAAAAGGAAGGUUCAUUUCUGAGUUAGCAACAAGUAAAUACAGCACUAGUGGGUGGGAUUGAGGUGUGCCCUGGUGCAUAAAUAGAGGCUCAGCUGUGCUGGCACACUCAGAAGCUUGGACUGAAUCCUAGCCGCCGGCUCACACAAGGCAGGUGGGUGAGGAAAUCCAGAAUUGCCAUGGAGAAAAUUUCAGUGUCAGCAUUCUUGCUCCUUGUGGCCCUCUCCUACACUCUGGCCAAAGAUACCACGGUCAAACCUGGAGCUAAAAAGGACACGAAGGACUCUCGACCCAAACUGCCCCAGACCCUCUCCAGAGGUUGGGGUGAUCAACUCAUCUGGACUCAGACAUAUGAAGAAGCUUUAUACAAAUCCAAGACAAGCAACAAACCCUUGAUGAUUAUUCAUCAUUUGGAUGAAUGCCCACACAGUCAAGCUUUAAAGAAAGCGUUUGCUGAGAACAAAGAAAUCCAGAAGCUCGCAGAGCAGUUUGUCCUCCUCAAUCUGGUUUAUGAAACAACUGACAAACACCUUUCUCCUGAUGGCCAGUAUGUCCCCAGGAUUAUGUUUGUUGACCCGUCUCUGACAGUUAGAGCUGAUAUCACCGGAAGAUACUCAAAUCGUCUCUAUGCAUACGAACCUUCAGAUACAGCUCUGUUGCUUGACAACAUGAAGAAAGCUCUCAAGUUGCUGAAGACUGAACUGUAAAGAAAGAGAAUCUGCAAGCCCUUCUGUCUAUGUCAGGCCUUGAGACUUGAAACCAGAAGAGGUGUGAGAAGACUGGCGAGCACAGAAGCACAAGUGAACACACUGAUUUGGUGACAGUUUAAUGUUACCACAGCUAUUUUUUUAAAAAACAAAUUUUAAAAAUUUGGUUUCAAGUGUACAUGUAUGAAAACAAUAUUGUGUUCUACCAUAGUAAGCCAUGAUUUUCUAAAAAAAUAAAUCCUUUUGGGGGUGUUCUGUUUUUUCCAA
Molecule: messenger RNA, 977 nt
Organism: Cebus imitator (Panamanian white-faced capuchin)
Lineage: Eukaryota; Metazoa; Chordata; Mammalia; Primates; Cebidae
Gene: AGR2
Product: anterior gradient 2, protein disulphide isomerase family member
Exons: 8
Coding region: 183-710 (175 amino acids)
Cellular component (GO): endoplasmic reticulum
Molecular function (GO): dystroglycan binding
Source: RefSeq, a predicted model, not a curated record